This is a messenger RNA of Impatiens glandulifera, 1366 nucleotides long. Its product is annotated as U-box domain-containing protein 26-like. Gene Ontology annotation, molecular function: ubiquitin protein ligase activity. NCBI's taxonomy places the organism in Eukaryota, Viridiplantae, Streptophyta, Magnoliopsida, Ericales, Balsaminaceae. Gene Ontology annotation, biological process: protein ubiquitination. The record is from RefSeq and is a predicted model, not a curated record. Bases 15 to 1253 code for a protein of 412 amino acids. The transcript has a single exon.
UGAGAGAAAGAAAUAUGCAAAUUGACAUAACCAUCCAAAUCCCAUAUCAUUUCAGGUGUCCAAUCUCCUUAGAACUCAUGCAAGAUCCAGUCACCAUCUCCACCGGUCAGACCUACGACCGUUCAAGUAUAGAAUCAUGGAUCUCCACCUCCACCUCCACCGCCACAACUUGUCCCGUUACCCGUUCACCCAUAACCGACUUAAACCUAAUCCCAAAUCACACCCUCCGCCGCCUCAUUCAACAAUGGUGUGUCGCCAACCACUCUUCCGGCAUCCAACGGAUUCCAACACCCAAACAACCAGUAGAACCGGCCGCCGUUCGCUCCUUUCUUAACCAAAUUUCAAACAAAACCAAUUCCUUCAAUUCCCGUUUAUCCGCACUCAAACGAAUCAAAACCCUCGUUAAAGAAUCAGAAAAGAAUCGAACUGUUUUCACCCAUCUCAAUACCCACAAAAUUCUCCUCUCAAUCAUCUUCGAUAAUGAGUCGUCAUCCUCAUCAGAAUUGAUUCACCAAUCAAUUGCCAUUCUCGCAACCCAUCUCACUCUUGGCGAAUCCGAAACCGCCUUCAUCCUUUCCGAUUGUAACAGAUUAGAGUACCUCAUAUCACUUCUAUUCCAUUCAUGCUUCGAAGUGAGAGUGAAUUCAGCUGCAUUGAUUGAAACAGUUGUAGCAGGAACAAGAUCAGAGAUGAUUACAGUAGACGAGAUAUACAGAGGAAUAAUCGGGAUAUUAAAUUCAACAGAAGCGAAUCAACGUGCGAUUAAGAUCGGAAUCAAAACGAUAUUCGCUUUGUGUUUAGUAAAACAACAUCGAUUCAAGGCGGUGGAGGCGGGUGCGGCGGAAGCUAUUGUGGGUAGGUUACCUGAUCUUGAUAAAUGUGAUUCUGAAAGAGCACUAGCUACGGUUGAACUAUUAUGUAGAAUACCUAAUGGAUGUUCUGUUUUUGAGAGGAAUGCUAUGAUGACUGUUCCUAUAUUGGUUAAGAUUAUAUUGAAGAUAUCGGAUAGGGCGACUGAAUAUGCGGCGGGGGCGUUGUUGUCGUUGUGUUCGGCGUCGGAGAUUUGUCGGAAAGAGGCGAUUAUUGCCGGAGUUUGGACGCAACUUUUGUUACUUGUACAGAGUGAUUGUACAGAGAGGGCGAAGAGGAAAGCGCAGAUGUUGUUGAAGUUAGUUAGGGAUGCAUGGCCGGAGGAAUCUACGCCGGCGUUAAUUUCCGAUGAGAUAGGUUAUAGUGAUGUUGUUCUUUACUGAAAUGUUUUUUUGUUUGGGAGUUUAGUUUGGAAUUAGGAAACCAAAAGAUUGUAGUUUUUUUAUUUUAUUUUGAGUAGCAGUAUUAAAGUAAAAAAAAGAAAGAAAAAUGAGUA